Molecule: messenger RNA, 4065 nt
Organism: Olea europaea var. sylvestris
Lineage: Eukaryota; Viridiplantae; Streptophyta; Magnoliopsida; Lamiales; Oleaceae
Product: probable LRR receptor-like serine/threonine-protein kinase At1g34110
Exons: 2
Coding region: 624-3872 (1082 amino acids)
Biological process (GO): protein phosphorylation
Molecular function (GO): ATP binding; receptor serine/threonine kinase binding; protein kinase activity
Source: RefSeq, a predicted model, not a curated record
CUUCACACUUUGAGACUCUCAAAAAUUUUGUCACACACAGAAAAAUUUAAUUCCAUCGCCACCACCACCGCAGCCACCACUGAAAACCCAAAAAAAAUGCAUACAAAAUGCUUAAAGUGGUCAUUACCGGAGAACUUAACAAGAACUUGGAGCUGAGUCACAAAUCACUACCAUUGUAACCACCAGUACUGGCACAAUCGCCGCCGCCGCUGCUCAUUCGGUGGAGCUGAAAGGAGGAGGAGCUCAUCUCAAGUAAGAAGUUAAAACUACUGCAUUAAACAUACUUGAGGCUCUAACUUUUGUUCACAUGCAUGGAUUUUGUUCACAUGGUGUGAGUUUGAAGCAUCCCUACCUCCACAAAACCCUCUCUCACAUGCAUUUUGUCUCCUUAGAGUGGACUUUCAUCACCACCUCCGCCUGCUCCACCACCGCAGCCACCAUGCUUUGAAUCUUAGCACAUAUAGUUUGAGCUUGUAGCAUCUCCACCUCAAUGAAAAACCUCUUUCACGUGUAUGUUAUCCUUUAGAGUGAACUUUCACCACCAUCCUCCUCCACCGUUGCAGCCGCCACCGCCGCCACCACCACAUCUUUUUUGAGUUUUAAGCCCAUUUCAAGAACUUCAAAUGGAGAAAACAUGCCAUUUUGUUGGUACAAAAGUCCCAUUCUUUUUGUUUUUCUUCUGGUUUUGCUUGAGUUUCAGAACACUUUUAGUGAACUCUCUCUCUCCAGAUGGAGAAGCCCUUCUCUCUCUACUCUCAGCAGCUGAUCCUUAUUACAAAAAAUCGUCGCCAAUACUCUCCUCAUGGAACCCUUCAAGCUUAACUCCAUGUUCAUGGCAAGGUAUCACUUGUUCUCCUCAAGAGAGAGUCAUUUCACUCUCUCUCCCAAAUAUUUUCCUUAAUCUUUCAUCUUUACCCUUAGAACUCUCCUCACUUUCCUCUCUACAGCUUCUUAAUCUCUCUACUACUAAUAUUUCCGGCUCAAUACCUCCUUCCUUUGGUUCAUUGACUCGUCUUCGCCUUCUGGAUUUGUCUUCCAAUUCACUUUCAGGGCCUAUUCCGCCAGAAUUAGGCCGGUUAAUGGCACUUCAGUUUCUAUUCUUGAAUACAAACAGACUCACUGGUACAAUUCCACAACAAUUUGCCAAUCUUUCGUCACUUGAAGUCCUUUGCCUUCAAGAUAAUCUCCUAAACGGGUCGAUUCCAUCCCACCUCGGGUCUUUAGGCUCUCUCCAGCAGCUUAGAAUUGGGGGCAAUCCAUAUCUAACCGGUGAAAUCCCAUCACAAUUAGGCCUACUUACCAAUCUCACAACAUUUGGUGCUGCUGCCACUGGACUCUCUGGCGUUAUCCCAUCUACAUUUGGAAACUUGAUUAAUCUUCAAACAUUGGCACUUUAUGAUACAGAGGUAUUCGGUUCAAUACCGCCUGAAUUAGGCGGGUGUUUGGAGUUAAGAAACUUGUAUUUACACAUGAACAAGCUCACUGGUCCUAUCCCUCGUCAACUGGGCAAGCUGCAAAAGCUCACUAGCAUGCUUCUUUGGGGAAAUUCCCUCUCCGGGACUAUCCCUUCCGAACUUUCCAAUUGUUCAUCUCUUGUUGUUCUUGAUGUCUCUGCAAAUGAUUUAUCCGGUGAAAUUCCUGGUGAUUUGGGGAAACUAUUGGUUCUUGAGCAGCUUCACUUGUCUGAUAAUGCACUCACUGGUUCCAUACCACUGGAACUGAGUAACUGCUCUAGUUUAACAGCUAUUCAGCUCGAUAAGAACCAAUUAUCAGGCCCUAUUCCAAUGCAGAUUGGUGAAUUGAAGUACUUGCAGAGUUUUUUCUUGUGGGGUAAUUCUGUUUCAGGAACUAUACCACCCGCUUUUGGGAAUUGUACAGAGCUUUAUGCGCUUGAUCUCUCGAGAAAUAAGCUUACUGGAUCAAUCCCGGACGAGAUAUUCAGUUUAAAGAAACUGAGCAAGCUGUUGCUACUGGGGAAUUCUUUAUCUGGAGGAUUACCGCGAAGUGUAGCAAGAUGUCAGUCUCUAGUAAGAUUAAGGCUUGGAGAAAAUCAGCUUUCGGGUCAGAUUCCAAAGGAGAUUGGACAACUGCAAAAUCUUGUGUUUCUUGAUUUAUAUUUGAACCAUUUUUCUGGCGGUUUACCUUCUGAUAUUGCAAACGUUACUGUUCUUGAGCUGUUGGAUUUGCACAACAAUUACAUAACGGAUGAUAUCCCGCAUCAGUUGGGGGCCCUUGUUAAUUUGGAGCAGCUUGAUCUUAGUAGAAACAGCUUCACUGGUGAGAUUCCAUGGAGUUUUGGUAAUUUCAGUUACUUGAACAAACUUAUCCUAAACAAUAAUCUGCUCACCGGACAAAUUCCAAAGUCCAUUAAGAACUUGCAAAAACUAACUCUUCUUGAUUUGAGCUCCAAUACUCUCUCUGGUCCAAUACCCCUUGAGAUUGGUUAUUUGACAAGCUUAACAAUCAAUCUUGAUUUGAGCUCAAAUCGAUUCACAGGUGAAAUCCCCGAGACAAUGUCCAGUUUGACACAGUUGCAAUCGCUAGACCUCUCACGGAACACACUAUAUGGAAAAAUCACAAUUCUAAGUUCUCUCACCAGUCUUACUUCCUUGAAUAUUUCAUACAACAACUUUUCUGGACCAAUACCUGUGACAACAUUCUUUCGAACUUUGACCUCGAAUUCUUUCAUUGAAAAUUCCCGCCUCUGUGACUCUCUCGAUGGUGCUACUUGUUCUUCGCAUUUGAUGCGUGGAAAAGGAUUGAAGUCUGCCAAGACUAUCGCUUUGGUUGCUGUGAUUGUGGCUUCUGUGACAAUGGCAGUUGUGGCUACCUGGAUUCUAGUGUCUCGGAAUCACAGAUCUGUAGUGGAGAAGUCCGGUUUGUCCAACUUGUCAGGAGAAGAGAAUUUUUCUUAUCCGUGGACUUUCAUCCCAUUUCAGAAGCUGAACUUCACUAUUGAAAACAUCUUGAAUUGCUUGAGAGAUGAAAACGUUAUUGGAAAAGGCUGUUCUGGGGUCGUUUACAAGGCGGAGACGCCAAAUGGUGAUUUGAUUGCAGUUAAAAAGCUUUGGAAAACAAAGAAAGACGAAGAACCAGUGGACUCUUUUGCUGCUGAAAUUCAAAUACUUGGACACAUUAGGCACCGGAAUAUAGUGAAGUUACUAGGAUAUUGUUCGAAUAAGAGUGUCAAGCUACUUCUCUACAACUAUAUACCAAAUGGAAAUCUGCAACAGCUUUUGCAAAACAACAGGAACUUGGAUUGGGAAACGAGGUACAAGAUUGCGAUUGGAUCAGCUCAAGGUCUUGCUUAUCUCCAUCACGAUUGUGUGCCCGCUAUUCUUCAUAGAGAUGUGAAAUGCAAUAAUAUACUCUUGGAUUCCAAAUAUGAGGCUUAUCUGGCAGAUUUUGGACUGGCAAAGCUAAUGAAUUCUCCAAACUACCACCAAGCAAUGUCCCGAGUAGCUGGUUCCUAUGGAUAUAUUGCACCAGAAUAUGGGUACACCGUGAAUAUAACAGAAAAGAGUGAUGUCUAUAGUUAUGGGGUGGUAUUGCUUGAGAUUUUAAGCGGACGUAGUGCUGUUGAAUCACAGAUUGGAGAUGGGCAACACAUAGUAGAGUGGGUAAAGAAGAAGAUGGGAAGCUUCGAACCAGCUGUGACUGUACUCGAUUCAAAGCUCCGAGGUUUGCCAGACCAGAUGGUACAAGAAAUGCUCCAAACACUCGGAAUAGCUAUGUUUUGUGUGAAUUCAUCGCCUGCUGAAAGGCCAACAAUGAAGGAAGUGGUAGCACUUCUUAUGGAAGUGAAGAGUCCGCCAGAGGAAUCUGGGAAAACUUCUCAGCCCUUAAUAAAACAGUCCUCAAAUCAAAGCUGAUUCUUUUUGUUUGGUUAUAGCAUUUUUCAUCUUUAGGGAAUUAGUGUUUGAUUUUCUUUCCUUAAUUUCCAAUAUGUAGGGGAGUACAGUUGCUGCAUGAAGCAAGAGAAAAGUUCUGCUCCCAAAAUCGGACAAUUUCUUUGAGAUUUCCUUGUACAGUUUUAAUGACAUUAGUGUUGUUAAUUGGCUUCAA